This is a messenger RNA of Saccoglossus kowalevskii, 8419 nucleotides long. RefSeq names its product spectrin alpha chain, non-erythrocytic 1-like. The record is from RefSeq and is a predicted model, not a curated record. NCBI's taxonomy places the organism in Eukaryota, Metazoa, Hemichordata, Enteropneusta, Harrimaniidae. Gene Ontology annotation, molecular function: protein binding; calcium ion binding.
UAAAAGUAAUCACGUGACACUGCGCAGUUGAAAGUUACGGAGUUACUCCCCAGAGCUUGGAAAUUCAUCGUUAAAUAACACAUUGUGAAAGAUUUGUGCAUGUUAUUUCAGUUAACUUACGAAAUUAUAUAGAAGUUAUCAAAAUAUUUUCUUUAAAUUGAGGAGCGAACUUUGGUUUUUCAUAUUUUUUUUGAAGUCAUACAAGUUCAGCUGAACUUAAAGGCAACAGUAAACAGAACAGCCACAGCUUUUUAGCAUUAUCCGCCAUCUUUAUUUGGUAGGCCUCUUUCAGAGCUGAGUUGCAUCGUAUCAAUUUUUACUCUAAUUCGACCAAUUAGGGGAGAGCAAAGAAAAUGACGGACCGCGAGAUAAAAGUACUUGAGACGGCUGAUGACAUCCAGAUUCGUCGAAAUCAAGUCCUUUCUCGUUAUGCUGAGUUUAAGAAGCUAGCACAUGAGCGCCGUGCGAAGCUGGAAGAUGCGAGACGCUUCCAGUUCUUCAAACGUGAUGCUGAUGAAUUGGAAACUUGGAUCUUGGAGAAGUUGCAGACUGCUUCCGACGAGAGCUACAAAGAUCCAACUAACCUGCAGGGUAAGUUGCAGAAACAUCAGGCAUUUGAAGCUGAGGUUGCGGCCCAUAGCAACGCCAUUGAACAGUUGGACCAGAGCGGCAUGGAGAUGAUCAAUGGAGGUCACUUUGCCUCGGAGACUAUUGAGACCCGCUUGGAAGAGCUGCAUCGUUUAUGGGAGUUACUGUUGUCAAAACUGCGUGAGAAGGGUAUUAAGCUAUUGCAAGCCCAGAAAUUGGUACACUUUUUACGCGAGUGUGAUGAAGUCAUGUACUGGAUUAAAGAUAAGGAAGCAUUCACUUCCUCUGUGGAGACUGGUGUAGAUUUGGAACAUGUGGAAGUCUUGCAGAAGAAGUUUGACGAGUUUCAGAAGGACUUGCAAGCCCAUGAGGAUAGAGUGGUUGAUGUCAAUGCUGAAGCUGACAAGUUGAUUGAAGAAGAACAUCCUGAGUCUGAAACCAUCACUACUAGACAAAGGGAAUUGAAUGAAGCUUGGGAGAGACUGAAAGCUGCUGCUUUGGCUCGUCAGGAGAAAUUGUUUGGUGCAAUGGAAAUCCAGAAAUUCAACAGGGAUGCUGACGAGACCAUCAGUUGGAUUAACGAGAAAGACUCUGUGAUGUCAUCAGAUGAUUAUGGUCGUGAUUUGGCGAGUGUACAAACUCUGCAGCGUAAGCACGAAGGUUUAGAACGCGACUUAGCAGCAUUGGAAGAUAAGGUAUCUACAUUGAGUACUGAAGCCGAUAGACUGCAACAAAUCCAUGAUGCUCCUGAGAUCCAGACUAAGAAGGAUGAAAUACUGACAAACUGGGGUCUGCUGACCACUAAGGCCCAUGAACGUAAAGAACGACUGGAAGACUCGUACAAACUGCAUCAUUUCUUGGCCGACUUCCGUGAUCUGUUAUCGUGGAUCCAUGACAUGAAAGCUUUGAUCACUGCUGAUGAACUGGCUAAAGAUGUUGCCGGGGCAGAAGCUUUGUUGGAGAGACAUCAAGAACACAAGGGAGAGAUUGACGCUCGUGAAGACAGUUUCAAAGCAACUGCUGCAGCCGGUCAGGAAUUAUUGAACUGCAAUCACUAUGCCUCGGAAGAAGUGUCAGAAAAGCUGGUGACAUUGGCCAAUGAGAAGACCUCCUUACUGGAACUAUGGGAAGAGCGUCGUAUUCAGUACGAGCAGUGCAUGGAUCUGCAACUAUUCUACCGUGACACUGAGCAAGCCGAUACCUGGAUGAGCAAACAAGAGGCUUUCUUGAACAAUGAAGAUCUUGGUGACUCCUUGGACAGUGUGGAAUCUUUAAUCAAGAAACAUGAAGACUUUGAGAAAUCAUUAGCUGCACAAGAGGAAAAGAUUCGGGCUCUUGAUGAGUUUGCUACUAAACUGGUUGAUAGUGAGCACUAUGCAGCAGAUGAUGUGUCUGCUCGCCGUGAUGCAUUAUUGGAGAGACGUGCUGCAUUAAUUUUGCGAGCGAAUACUCGUCGUACGAAACUGGACGAGUCGUAUAAACUUCAGAUGUUUGACCGUGACGCUGAUGACGUCAAGGGAUGGAUUAGUGAAAAACUGAAGAGUGCUGCUGAUGAGUCCUACAGAGACCCAACCAACUUGCAAGGAAAGAGUCAGAAACACCAGGCUUUUGAGGCCGAAUUAGCAGCUAAUCAGCUGCGUAUAGAUGCUGUCAGAGACGUUGGUGAAGAACUGAUUAAAAACGAUCACUAUGCCAGAGACCAGAUUAAAGAGAGAUUGGACGAGAUUGAAGAAUUAUGGCGACAAUUGCUAGAUUCCACUGGAAACAAAGGAUGCAAAUUGAAGGAAGCCGCCCAACAACAACAGUUCAAUCGUAACAUUGAAGAUAUUGAAAUCUGGAUGUCUGAACUAGAAGGACAUCUGGCAUCAGAAGACUUCGGUAAAGACUUGACUAGUGUCAAUAAUCUGUUAAAGAAACAUUCUUUAUUGGAAGCGGAUGUUGUCGCUCACAAGGAUCGUGUUGAUGGAGUAAAGCUGCAGGCUAAUCAAUUCUCUGAAGCUGGUCAUUUUGAUAAAGACACCAUCAAAGUCAAAGAAGAGUCCCUUGUCAAACGUUACGACACCUUACAGGAAUGUGGUAAUGUUAUGGGUCCGCUGGCUGCUCGCAAACAAAAGCUGAACGACUCGGUCGCCUUGCAUCAACUUUUCCGUGACAUUGAGGAUGAGGAAGCAUGGAUCCGAGAGAAAGAGCCAAUCGCCUCGUCCGCUAACCGCGGACGUGAUUUGAUCGGUGUUCAGAACCUGCUGAAGAAACACCAAGCGUUGCAAGCAGAGUUGACCGGUCAUGAUAGUCGUAUCAAAGCAGUCUGUCAAACUGGUCAUGACAUGGUGAACAAUGGUCACUUUGCAUCAGAUGAUAUACAGCUAAAGAUUCUUGGACUUCAAGACAAAUGGCAACAACUCAAAGACAAAGCAUACCAGCGUAAACAAGACUUGGAUGACUCUCUACAAGCUCAUCAAUACUUUGCGGACGCUAAUGAAGCCGAGUCUUGGAUGAAAGAAAAAGAACCAAUAGCCGGAAGUGAAGACUACGGAAAGGAUGAAGAUGCUGCAGAGUCUCUAUUGAAGAAGCAUGAAGCCCUGAUGUCUGAUUUGGUUGCCUACAGCACCAGUAUUGAUGCACUACAACACCAAGCACAAGAAUGCAGACAACAAGAAGCUCCUAUUGGGGAUGAUUAUGGCAAGGAGUGUGUACUAGCUCUGUAUGAUUACGUUGAGAAGAGUCCUCGUGAAGUGUCCAUGAAGAAAGGUGAUGUUCUCACCCUUCUGAACAGUGCAAAUAAGUUUGUAAAGCCUGGCCAAAUUGGCGACCCUCAUGAUUGGUGGAAGGUUGAAGUAAACGAUCGUCAAGGAUUCGUACCUGCCGCUUACGUCAAGAAGCUUGACUCUGUACAGUCAGCGUCCCAGGGUAAUCUGACCGACGAGGUCAAUAGCAUCGCCUCCAGACAGAGACAGAUUGAAGAUCAAUAUGCUCAUCUCUUGGAGGUGGCCAGUGAGAGAAAGCGACGCUUGGAGGAAUCUUGCAAGCGUCAUAUGCUCAUCCGUGAGGCAGGCGAGUUGAUGGUAUGGAUCAAUGACAAGGAAGCCAUUGCAUCCUCCGAGGAAGUCGGUGAUGAUCUAGAACAUGUUGAAGUUCUGCAGAAGAAGUUCAAUGACUUCCAGAAAGAUCUGAAAGCUAACGAGGCCAGGCUAACCGAGAUCAACGAGAUUUCUAGAAUCCUUCAGGAGGAUGGUAGUCCAGAAGCACAGAUCGUGGUUUCUCGUAUUGGGGAUUUGAACUCUCGUUGGACCGAGUUGGAGCAACGAACUGAAGAACGUUCCACAAGUCUCGGCAGUGCACACGAAGUACAAAGAUUUUUCAGAGAUGCAGAUGAAACUAAAGACUGGAUAAACGAGAAGGACAAUGCACUGAAUACUGAUAACUAUGGGCAUGAUCUACACAGUGUACAAGCAUUGCAGCGUAAACAUCAAGGAUUGGAGCGUGAUCUUGCAGCCCUUGGUGACAAGGUACAUCAAUUGGAUGAGAUGGCCGAUCGGUUAACUCAUAGUCAUCCAGAGGCGGCAGAUAGCGUCAUUGAGAAGAGAAAAGAUAUUGAUGACGCCUUUGUCAAUCUCAAGAAACGGGCCGCUGCACGUAAAGCUAAGUUGGAUGACUCGUAUGAUCUGCAGAGAUAUUUGAGUGACUAUCGUGACUUGAUGACCUGGAUUAACAGUAUCAUGGUUUUAGUCAAUUCUGAUGAACUAGCAAAAGAUGUCACUGGCGCUGAAGCUUUGCUUGAAAGACACCAGGAGCUGCGAUCAGAAAUUGAGGCCCGUGCUGGAAACUUCCAGGCAUUUGAGACAUUUGGCCAACAACUGAUUCGCAACGAUCACUAUGCCAGUCCAGAGAUACAGGAUAAGCUGAACCAGUUGAAUAAUGAACGAGAGCAAUUAGACAUGGCUUGGAAUGCUCGUCGUAUCAAGCUUGACCAGUGCUUGGAAUUACAGUUGUUUUAUCGUGACUGUGAACAAGCCGAAGCCUGGAUGGCAUCCCGUGAAGCUUUCUUAUCAUCUGAAGGUCCCAGCGACUCACUGGAUGGUGUAGAAUCACUCAUUAAGAAACACGAAGACUUUGACAAAGCCAUCAGUGCACAGGAAGAGAAAAUUAAAGCUCUGCAGUCUUUUGCUGAUCAAUUGGUCGCAGCUGAUCAUUACGAUGGACCUGCUAUUCACGACAGAAGAGAUCAAGUUUUAGACAGAUGGUCUGGUUUGAAAGAAGCGUUGAUAGAGAAGCGUUCCAAACUUGGUGAAUCUCAAACGCUGCAGCAGUUCAGUCGAGACGCUGAUGAAGUCGAGGCAUGGAUUGCGGAGAAAGUACAGAUGGCAACAGACGAGUCUUAUAAGGAUCCUAGUAACAUUCAAAGUAAAUUCCAGAAACACCAAGCUUUCGAAGCUGAAGUCGAUGCCAACUCUGAACGAGUUAAAUUAGUCGUUUCUGCUGGUCAACGUUUAAUCGAUGAUAAACAAUGUGCUGGCAGUGAGGAGGCUGUACAGGCACGAUUGGUUACUCUGACUGACCAAUGGGAGUACUUGGUACAGAAGUCAACUGAAAAGGCAGUCCAGCUGAGAGAAGCUAACAGACAGCAAGUCUUUAACAUCAGUAUGAAGGACAUGGAUUUCUGGCUCGGAGAGGUUGAAGCAGCUUUAGCGUCUGAAGACUACGGCCGUGACUUGACGUCAGUACAGAAUCUUAUCAAGAAACAUCAGCUCUUGGAAGCUGAUGUUGCUGCCCAUGAGGAUCGUAUGAAAGACCUAAAUUCCCAGGCUGAAAGCUUUGUAGAAAUUGGUCAUUUUGAUGCAGAAGCCAUAACGGAAAAACAGAAGAUUACCAACGAACGUUAUGAGAAAGUAGUCAUCUUGACAACUACACGAACCCACAAACUGAAUGAAUCUAAUACUCUACAUCAAUUCCUCCGCGACAUUGAUGAUGAAGAAUCAUGGAUCAAAGAAAAGAAAUUACUGACUAGCUCUGACGACUACGGUAGAGAACUAACUGGUGUGCAGAAUCUGAGAAAGAAACAUAAGCGUCUGGAAGCCGAGAUAAACAGCCAUGAACCAGCAAUUCAAGCCGUACAGGAUGCAGGAGCUAAACUGAUGGCAGAUUCUACCCUCGGAAGUGAAGAAAUCCAGGAAAGACUGGAUCAACUCAACAGGAGCUGGCUACAAUUGCAAGAACUUGCACACAUCAGGAGUAAGAAAUUGAACGAGUCCUUGGCAUUCCAGCAAUUCAGUGCGAACGUGGAUGAGGAAGAAUCCUGGUUGAAUGAGAAGCAAAACUUGAUGUCCAGUGAGGACUACGGUGACACGUUGGCUGCUGUUCAGGGUCUGCUCAAGAAACACAAAGCAUUUGAAACAGACUUCAGUGUUCACAAAGAGCGUAUUGCUGAUAUCCAGAAAGCUGGUCAGAAAUUGAUGGAAGAGGGUAACCACCAAAAAGAUGCCAUCGCUCAGCGUUUGCAGACAUUGCAACAGAAAGCCCAGACUUUGCAGGAUGCCGCAGGUUAUCGUAAAGGAAAACUGGAAGAGAACUCAGCAUUCCUACAGUUCAUCUGGAAAGCUGAUGUGGUUGAAUCUUGGAUUGCCGACAAGGAAGGAAUGGCGCGAUCGGAUGACUAUGGCAGAGAUCUAUCGUCUGUGCAGACAUUGCUGACGAAACAAGAAACCUUUGAUGCAGGUUUAUACGCCUUUGAAAAAGAGGGCAUUCAACAGAUUACAUCAUUGAAAGACCAGUUAGUGGCAGCCAAUCAUGCCCAGACACCAGCCAUUCAACAGCGUCAUACUUCUCUCAUUAACAGAUGGGAAAAACUGCUGAGUGACUCCAACAAUCGCAAACAGCGUCUGUUGCGUGCCCAGGAUCAAUAUCGCCAAGUUGAAGAUCUCUUCUUGACCUUUGCCAAGAAGGCCUCUGCAUUCAACAGCUGGUUUGAAAAUGCAGAAGAAGACUUAACUGAUCCUGUGCGCUGUAACUCGGUGGAAGAGAUCAAGGCAUUACGUGAAGCCCACAACGCCUUCACCGCGUCUCUGAGUAGUGCCCAAGCCGAUCUCAAGCAGUUAGCUGCUCUUGAUAAACAGAUUAAGAGUUACAAUGUGACCUCUAACCCCUACACCUGGUUUACAAUGGAAGCACUUGAGGAUACCUGGCGUAAUCUUCAGAAGAUUAUUAAAGAACGAGAAAGUGAACUGAAUAAAGAAAUGCGCAGACAGGAAGAGAAUGAUAAACUACGUAAAGAAUUUGCUCAACACGCCAAUGCUUUCCAUGCCUGGUUACAAGAGACAAGGGAACACGUUGUCAUGGGCGAAGGAGCUCAAAUGGUGGAGGAGUCCGGCACUUUGGAGGGCCAGUUAGAAGCCAUGAAGCGCAAGUCGGUUGAAAUUCGUGCUCACCGAACAGAGUUGAAGAAGAUAGAAGACCUUGGUGCUGCCAUGGAAGAACAUCUAAUUCUGGAUAAUAGAUACUCCGAGCACAGUACAGUUGGACUUGCCCAGCAGUGGGAUCAGCUCGACCAAUUAGGCAUGCGUAUGCAGCACAAUCUGGAACAGCAAAUCCAGGCUCGUAAUACAACCGGUGUCAGCGAAGAGGCACUUAAGGAAUUCAGUAUGAUGUUCAAGUACUUUGACAAGGAUAAGUCUGGAAAACUGGAUCACCAGGAAUUCAAGUCUUGUCUCAGAUCUCUGGGUUACGAUCUUCCAGUGGUUGAAGAGGGUCAAGAAGAUCCGGAAUUCCAGGCUAUCCUGGAUAUGGUUGAUCCCAAUAGGGAUGGUUUUGUUUCUUUACAAGAAUACAUGGCAUUCAUGAUUAGCCGUGAAACUGAAAAUGUCCAAUCCAGCGAAGAAAUUGAAAAUGCUUUCCGUGCACUCAGCUCAGAAGGAAAAUCUUUUGUCACCAAGCAAGAACUAUAUUCGAACCUACCAAAAGACCAAGCAGAAUGGUGUAUUCUACAUAUGAAGCCGUACACAGACAGCAAAGGAAGAACUGUCCCUGGAGCGCUGGACUUUGUUGAUUUUACUCGCUCUUUAUUCCAGAACUAAACGAUCUGUUCCAGUCGCAAUAAUAUCAGUUCUUAAUAUUGUAGUUUUUUAGUCAUAGUUUUAAAACGGCUUGCCACUGCAUGUAACAAGUGAUCUAGCGACAAAUGCAUUCGUCUUACUAUUUCUUUUUAAAUUUGUCUCCGUAAGAUUUAUCUUGUAGUUUUAAAUAAAUGAGAAAUGUGUAAAGAAGAUUAUUAUAAUUACUGUGUGUGCUCUGUUAUAAGCACACUCUGAGGGAAACAAACUGGAUUAAAAUCUGCAUUAUUAUGGACAUAGACAGACCUCUGUCAUUUACGUAAGUGCACGCCAUACUAAUAGAGUAAAUACACUAGUCGAGAUUUUUAAGUGGUCUGGAUAUUUCCUCAACCUUUCACCUGAUAUUGUGUAAGUUACCUGGUAUAGACAGAGAGAUGUAUUCAAGGUGUGCUAAGCUGUUAAUUUGGUUGUCAUACAUGCUUUAAACUUCUGUAGUUGUACGUUUAUUAUCAUUGUACAAUUAUUGUAGCCGUAAUUCAUGGACAAUUAACAGUUGCUGCAAGAUUUAUUGAGUAUGUUUUAUGUAAGAUUUUGCUGAAUAUCAAAGCAAUGUAUCGCGUUUGCUUCUGACAGUACCGGUAGUUCACUAUAUUCACCUAAGCACUUUUACUUCAAGAAUGGAAACUUUAGGAUUUAUCCCUAUUUUCCUAAAUGUGUUUUACUUCUUUUUCAACUGUCACAUGCAUGUGGUUGGUAUAGUGAAAUAAAGUUAUCUAGAUGUUCUAUAU